Messenger RNA from Microthlaspi erraticum, 891 nucleotides. Lineage: Eukaryota; Viridiplantae; Streptophyta; Magnoliopsida; Brassicales; Brassicaceae. The record is from the annotation of a GenBank genome assembly.
AUGGCUCAUGCUUGCGUCUCCACAUCGGCGUCUUCUCUCAGAUUCACAGCCGGAUUCAUCAGUCCCAAUGGCUCCUCUUUCGAUUCCCCGAAGCUUUCUCUCCCUUUCGAGCCCCUCCGUUCAAGGAAGACGAAGAAGUUAGUUAGCGACAGAAAGAAUUGGAAGAACUCGUCCCCUAAGGCUGUAUACUCCGGCAAUACCUGGACGCCGGAGAUUCCUUCUCCUCAGGGAGUUUGGUCCAUAAGAGAUGACUUGCAAGUCCCUUCUUCACCGUAUUUUCCGGUGUAUGCUCAAGGACAAGGACCGCCUCCUAUGGUGCAAGAGCGUUUCCAGAGUAUCAUUAGCCAGCUCUUCCAAUAUAGGAUUAUUCGUUGCGGUGGUGCUGUGGAUGAUGAUAUGGCUAACAUAAUUGUAGCUCAGCUUCUGUACCUUGACGCUGUUGAUCCUACUAAGGAUAUAGUCAUGUAUGUGAAUUCUCCUGGUGGAUCAGUUACAGCUGGCAUGGCUAUCUUCGAUACUAUGAGGCAUAUCCGGCCUGAUGUGUCCACUGUUUGUGUCGGUCUAGCUGCUAGUAUGGGAGCUUUUCUGCUUAGUGCUGGAACCAAAGGAAAAAGAUACAGUCUGCCAAACUCAAGGAUAAUGAUCCAUCAGCCGCUUGGUGGAGCUCAAGGUGGUCAAACUGACAUCGACAUUCAGGCAAAUGAAAUGCUGCAUCACAAGGCAAACCUAAACGGGUACCUGGCGUACCACACUGGUCAAAGCCUGGACAAGAUAAACCAGGACACAGACCGCGAUUUCUUCAUGAGUGCUAAGGAAGCAAAAGAGUAUGGACUUAUCGACGGUGUCAUCAUGAACCCUCUCAAAGCUCUUCAGCCACUUGCAGCAGCUUAA